Molecule: messenger RNA, 1784 nt
Organism: Marasmius oreades (fairy-ring Marasmius)
Lineage: Eukaryota; Fungi; Basidiomycota; Agaricomycetes; Agaricales; Marasmiaceae
Gene: COP3
Product: Alpha-muurolene synthase
Exons: 9
Coding region: 466-1605 (379 amino acids)
Source: RefSeq, a predicted model, not a curated record
GAGCUGGCAAUCCCGGUUGGCUUGCCCAAGUCAGUCAAAAUGUCUAUCAAACGCGGGCAGGAGACACGCGUCGUAGAUUCGUAUACUGCCCCAUAGGAUUGGCUUGUUCAUUAACAGGGAGCCACCACAACCAUAAGGCUUAGGUCUCCUUUUACCUUUUUCCUUGUCUUACUCCCCAAGAAGCCCUUUUCCCGUUCCACUCCUAUCGCAAACGGUUCACGUUCAGAGAUUUCGUUUGUACUGGAUCUGCCGAUUAACGACAAGAUCCCCUUGUUCCGUCGUGCACUUACGACCCUGCCAUAGAAAACCACCUGGGGAGUGAUUGCCUUCUGCCCUUACCACGACCAGAUCUCAGGAUUCGACAUAAAACGUCGGCACCAAGAGGAUAAAAAGCUUAUCAUAUUCUUAACCUACCAGCACACACCCACCCUCUUACUUCUUCCCAUCAUCGAUUGUUCUUAUCCCAUGGCUAUCGAUCUCACAACCAACGCACCACCAUCGACCAAGGCCAGAAGUAUCACUGCUGCUGCGCAGGUCCCAUCACCAUCCGAAUAUUCCGACUCCGACGACGGAGAGUUCAUGCUCCCUGACCUCGUUUCCCAUUGCAAUUUCCCCCUCGUGUAUCACAGUAACGGCGAUGCAGUCGCCGCGGAGUCUGUCAAAUGGCUGGACGAAAACUGCCCAAUCCUCAACGAUAAAAGGAGAGAAGCGCUCUAUGGCUUGCAAGCCGGAGAGUUAACUGCAUACUGCUACAACACUGCUGCAGACGAUAGGCUUCGCGUCGUUUCUGAUUUCAUGAACUAUCUAUUCCACCUGGAUAACAUCAGUGAUGGAAUGAUGACUAGCGAUACGGAAGUGCUAGCCGAUUCUGUCAUGAACGCUCUCUGGUUCCCAGAGUUCUACAAACCGACACUUUCGCUUGACAAAGAGCAACCCGAGGAAGAAAUCAAUGCCGGAAAGCUUGCUAGAGAUUUCUGGGGACGUUGCAUCCGCGACGCAGGACCUGGCUGUCAAGCGCGGUUCAAGGAAACCCUCGAACUUUUCUUCAGGGCUGUCAACAUUCAAGCUGACGCUCGUGAUUCGGACAUGGUUCCAGACCUCGAGUCGUACAUUGACAUCCGAAGAGACACUUCCGGCUGCAAACCCUGCUGGGCGCUCAUCGAAUAUGCACUUGAUAUCGAUCUCCCUGAGUUUGUCGCCGCAGACCCUGUCAUCGUCGCUUUGAAUCAAUACACGAAUGAUCUCGUUACCUGGUCAAACGACAUAUUUUCGUACAAUGUAGAACAAGCACGAGGCGAUAAGCACAACAUGGUCGUCAUACUGAUGCAUCACCACGGCCAUACCCUUCAAAGUGCGGUGAAUGCUGUUGGGACAAUGUGUCGAGAGACGAUUGACAACUUUACUGAGACGAGGAAGAGUAUUCCUUCGUGGAAUUCGGAGGUUGAUGAGAUGGUGGAACGUUAUGUCCGAGGUCUACAGGAUUGGAUUGUUGGGUCCCUUCACUGGAGCUUCCAGACAACUCGUUAUUUCGGAACUGAGGGUCAGACCAUUAAGCACGGCCGAGUUGUUAAGCUUCUUCCCGUCGGAGAGCACGCCGACUGGUAACAUGGUCACGGUGUUGUAUUACGCGCCCCCGCACCCCAAGAUUAACUUUCGUUUAGUUUGUAUCUAUAUGUUCAACACCCUCCGUUCGACCAUCUCUGCGCCCCUCACUAUCUUCCCUUUUUUUGCCGGAAUUCCUGGCUAGUAUAUUCUAUUCCAUCCUUCGAUUUCCUACAAGUAGU